CAGGUGCCAUUGAAGACAGGGUUUUAUGUUAAAGAGAGAAGAUCAUGAAAAUGAUGUUUGAUCGUACAACAGCUGAGCUUCAUAGAGGGCUAAUAAGGAAUGGAGAAGAAUUAGUAAUUGAAGAGACAACACGAUGUGUUUGCGGGUUUCAGGAUGUCCAGAAUGAAGAGUCAGCAGAAAGGAAUUUAUAUAUACAGUGUGAUCAUUGUUUAGUUUGGCAGCAUGGUGCUUGUGUAGGGUUUAGGGAUGAGAAAAGUAUUCCAGAGAUUUAUUAUUGUGAAAUAUGUCGGCCGGAUUUACAUCAUGUUACGUAUAAAGCAAAAGCGCCUCCAACAUCUAAGUAUCAUCAAUCAUCAGGAAAUGUAGAAUCGGAAUGGAAAAGUUCUUUAUUGAAAAAACGAUGGACAAUGAAUUCGAGAGAUGCUAUAUAUGAUAGUUCAUUACCGGAAUUUGAUCAAAAAAUAUUUGUAGAAAAGGCAUCAUCAGAGCCAAUUAUAAGUAGUGAAAAGGAAAGUGAUUUCUUGAAUAAGAGGAAGAAACGAAGAAAUUCUGAUUUUCCUGAAUUAUCUAGUUAUCAUGAAGUGAAACGUAUCCGAAGAUUAUCUGUUUCUCCGAGAAUAUCUUUGAAUACACAAUCUAAUGAUUGGGAGGAAGAACAAGCAACUCUUAUGAAAAAACGUAAAAGGAUGAAUAUGGGAAUUGAGGUACGCAAAGUUGCGGUAAAAGGUCGUCAGGGUGAAAAUAAAAAUAAAACAAAAGCAAGUGAAAAAAAGAUGAAAAAUGUUUCUCUUGAUAAUUCGGAUGUCGCGCCGAAUUCUUCUAAAACAAAGCAAGCUUCAUUAAAAGUAAAUGCUCAAAGUAAUGCAAAUCAAUUACCCCAUCUAGAACAAAAGGCUCGAUCUAAGGCGAAGGCAAAAAAGACAUCUACUAUACGGCAUCAGCAUGACACGCGUCAAUCGCAAAUUCAAAAAGAUUCAGAACAGACUUUUUCGAACGUACUUAAUAUUAUAGACAAGCCUUCUCGUCCUCGAAUUCCUCAAGCAAAAAUAACAAUGAUUGAAAUGAAGAAACGUGUAGCUGCUAUUCUUGAAUAUAUAAGUCGAACACAGUUAGAGAUGGUAUCUGAUGAAGAACAUCGAAGAAGAUUAUUUGUUCCAUUGUUAGAAAAAAUAGACAAGGAAAUUAAGGAUAAAAAAGAAAAUUUUCCAGAGUUAGAUAAAAAAAAAAUAACUAAUUCUGAUAGUAGUAAAAAUAAUGUUGAAACUUCGUCUAAUAUAAAAACAGUGAACAGUAUAUUUCACUAUAAUUUCGAUAGUUUUGAAAUGAUGGAAAAUUUAACUAAACAAUUGCUUGAAUGGGAAGAAAAGUUUGGAAGUUAUAGAGAUAAAAAUUCAUAAAAAUAACAGUUUUGAUUAUCAAAAUAUGUUAUACAAAAUUCUUUGUUUUACUAGGCUUCAUAAUAGUAUUUAUUUCAUAAAAAAUAUUAAUUGAUUUCAAAGAAUUGAGAUUUUGAUUAGAUAUAAUAUGGCA
Pneumocystis murina B123 is the source of this 1530-nucleotide messenger RNA. RefSeq lists its product as hypothetical. Gene Ontology annotation, biological process: negative regulation of rDNA heterochromatin formation; negative regulation of silent mating-type cassette heterochromatin formation. Lineage: Eukaryota; Fungi; Ascomycota; Pneumocystomycetes; Pneumocystales; Pneumocystaceae. The transcript is spliced from 7 exons. Bases 45 to 1397 code for a protein of 450 amino acids. Gene Ontology annotation, cellular component: Rpd3L-Expanded complex; Rpd3L complex. The record is from RefSeq and is a predicted model, not a curated record.